AUGGAAAAUUUAUUAGCAAUUCAAAAUCAGCUCAUAGGAGCAAUUGAGCAGCUUUUGAUCAAUUUCAAAAAAGAUGGCGCCGACCGCAAGACGCCAGCACACAUCAAAAAAAGGUUAGACACCUUAGAAGCAUACUGGGUUGAAUUUCGAAGCAAUCAUAGUCAACUGUGCCAAUAUGAAGAUCGCAGCAACGAAUACUUUACCAAAAAUACUUACGAAAAAACGAAGCAAUUCUACGGUGAAGUACGCUCAUACCUUCAGCAAUAUCUAAAAGAAAAAAUAUUAGUGGACAAGCCAGGCACAUCCACUGAUUCUAUUUCUGCUCCAUCAACAAGAGACGACGAACGUCCUACAACGCCGAAGGUAAUCAAUUAUCCUCCUUCUACAAAAGAGCCACUACCAGAGCUCUUUGCUGAAGAACAAUAUCAACGAAGUAGACGCGAUCAGGGCUCUCCUAGCAAAUUGGAGGAAAUGUUACGCAAGCAGAAGAAAAAGUGGGAAUAUCAAGAUGUCUUAAGAAACUUAGAAGCUCGUUGGGCAGCUAUAGACUCAUUGCAUUGGGAAAUAGACAGCGAGCUCGUUGAAGAAAAUGAAGAAUAUGAAGAAACAUUCAACACGUACGAAAAUCAGUACAAUGACAUCAAACGGUCACUAAAUAGCAAAAUGUGGGCUGUAACGUAUAAAGAAAAAACUACACCUAUAAUGGACAUUCCAUUUUUUAAUGGCGAUUAUCAUAAAUGGGUGUCGUUCAAAGAUUUAUUCACAGAAUCUAUUCAUAAUAAUAAUUCCAUGUCUAACGCACAGAAGAUGCAAUUUUUGAAAAGCAAAAUCAAGGGUGAUGCUGAAAAACUCAUACAACAUUUACGAAUCACUUCGGACAAUUACCUAGUUUGUUGGGAUAUUCUCAACCACAGGUACAACAACACGAAAUUAAUAUUCAGCUCACAUAUCAACAUAAUGAUGUCGUUACCGACGAUGCAACAACAAUCGCCGUCUCACAUAAAGAAGAUUCAUGACACUACCAAUGAGUGUCUGAAUGCUAUUAAGAACCUGGGUGUGGAUAUAUCUACUUGGGAUCCACUGAUCAUACACCUACUAACACAAAAAUUAGACGCAGAUACGCACAAGGACUAUAUAGAGUCGCUUGAAAACCCUCGAGACCUCCCUAUAAUGUCCGAGUUUCUAGAGUUUCUAGAGAACAAGUUCACUUCUUUAGAAGCCUCACGUCGCAAACAAGACCAUGUACAGCAGAAGUCAGCAGUACCAUCUUUAUCCAACAAUAAGAAGACUUAUUUCAAUCAGCAGUAUCAGAAUAACCCUAAAGGUGACAAUCGGAUUGCAAAAGCGUUCCACGUGUCAACGAAGAUCACAUGUCCUCACUGCAACAGCAAAAAACAUGGCAUUUUUCAUUGUAAAAACUUUUUGUCGCUAACAAGCGACAUGAAAUUGAAAACUGCAAAUAAAUUGAAACUUUGCACCAAUUGUCUUUAUGAUCAUACCGACAAUAAAUGUUUUUCUACAAAAACGUGUCGAGAAUGCUCAGCGUUACACAACACCUUGUUACAUGACGCUUUUACAAAGGCACAGCAACCGCCGACUUCGAAAAUUAACAACGAGCAAGUUAUAUCACACAGCACAGCACAUGUUUCUAGAAAUCAAUCAGCUGAAAUUUUAUUAGCUACAGCGCUGAUUGCAGUUAAAGGCGCAGAUGGUACACGUUACACCAUGAGAGCGCUUAUUGAUCAAGGCUCUCAGGUUUCUCUCAUCACGGAAAAUGCUGCUCAAAAGUUAGCUUUACCACGACGCCGCUGUAAAGGUGUAGUUUUUGGCCUCGGAGCAAGAGAAAACAACUGCAAGGGCGUCAUGGAGAUAACCAUGUCCGCAUUGCAUGGAGAUUUCACUUUCACUUCAGAUGUAUUUAUUAUGCGAAAUCUCAUCAACAAUUUACCAAACCAAACUUUUGAGAAACCGUCUUGGUCACACAUACAAAAUAUAACUCUAGCUGACCCUGAGUUUUACAACAGUCGUCCUGUAGACCUGCUCCUCGGAGCUGACAUCUAUUCGCUUAUCGUGUUGGGCGGUGUCAUCAAAGGCGACAACUUAUCACAACCUAUAGCUCAGCAGACGCAUUUAGGUUGGCUACUUUGUGGAAAUGUGAAAACAUAUCAAUGCAACGUAGUUUUGAACAACAUGGAAGACAUUCACAGAUUUUGGUCUAUUGAAGAUAUUGGCGAUAAUACCCUUAAUAUGUCAUCAGAAGACUACGCAUGUGUGCAGCUUUACGAACAGCAAACGACCCGCCAAGAAGAUGGUCGCUACGUCAUACGACUCCCUAUGAAACCUGAUGCCAAGGAACAACUUGGAGAAUCAAAGCGACGAGCCGUAGCACAAUUUCUUCAGUUGGAGAAAAAACUCAAAAGAAAUCCAAACAUAGCAAAGGAUUAUAGGGACUUUAUGAAUGAGUAUAUCAAUCUCGGCCACAUGUGUGAGUGUACAAGUAACGAGACACCAAGUUGCUACCUGCCACAUCAUUGCGUAAUUCGUUCUGAGUCCACUACAACGGGAUUGCGCGCCGUAUUCAAUGCGUCAUCGCCUACGUCAUCUGGCCGCAGCUUGAAUGAUUUAAUGUACUGUGGACCUAACUUACAGUCAGAUUUACUAUCAUUGAUUUUAAGGUGGAGGCAGUAUAAGAUUGCUUUCACAGCUGACAUCGAGAAGAUGUUUAGACAAAUACUCGUUCACGAAAAGGAUCAACAUCUUCAAAAAAUCAUUUGGAGAGAUUCUACAGAUCAACUGUUACGUGAGUACGUACUAACAACUGUAACUUAUGGCACUAAGGCAGCACCCUUUCUCGCCAUGAGGACAUUAAAGCAAUUGGCAAUAGAUGAAGGCUUCAAGUAUCCUUCUGCAGCAAAAGCACUAGAGGAAGAGUUUUACAUGGAUGACCUCCUCAGUGGAAGCCACAGCAUUGAGGCUGCUAGGCAAUUACAAGCAGAUUUGAUUAAUUUACUCAAAUCGGGAGGAUUCAAUCUCCGAAAAUGGUCAUCAAACGAAGUUGAAUUAGUACAAGGAGUCAGCACAGCAGGCAGCAAUCAGCAGCAGCCAUUUGAUUUCAAACACCAGGACUCCACCAAAGCAUUAGGGCUCCGAUGGAAUCCACAACGUGAUCAGUUUUCAUUUGAAAUAAUACUGAAACCAUCAUCAUCAAAGCCAAUAAGCAAGAGAAUCCUAUUAUCUGAAAUAUCCCAGGUUUUCGAUCCAUUGGGGUGGCUCUCUCCCGUAACUACCACACUGAAACUUCUAUUUCAAAAAGUAUGGCUACUGGAAGACGUGCAAUGGGAUGACCAGUUACCAGACAACAUGAGCAUGGAAUGGCAUAAAAUCAGAAAAGAACUAGAAGAUAUCAAUCAAAUAAAAAUUCCAAGAUGGUUUGGAAGUAGCCGGAACGAAAGCAUUGAGUUACAUGAGUUUUGUGACGCGUCUACAAAAGCUUAUGCUUGUGUAAUAUACUGCAAAAUCAAUAAGCAACCAUGCAACUCCAAUCAACAGCCCUCGAUCGUGAUAGCAGCGGCAAAAGCUAGACUAGUUCCUGAGAUACAUGGAAGUUUUCAUGUAUCUCCUGUUUUCAAAAAUAUAUAA
Messenger RNA from Hyposmocoma kahamanoa, 3639 nucleotides. RefSeq lists its product as uncharacterized. Lineage: Eukaryota; Metazoa; Arthropoda; Insecta; Lepidoptera; Cosmopterigidae. The coding region runs from base 1 to 3639 and encodes 1212 amino acids. The transcript is spliced from 2 exons. The record is from RefSeq and is a predicted model, not a curated record.